CUGUCCUACUUUUGCCUGAUGCGAUUGCCGUUGCGUUUCGAGGAUGAGGACGGAUAUCCCACAAUGCUCUGCCUGACAGAGUCGUGAAUGGAUGCAGUUGCGUGUUCCUAUACAGUCCGUCUUCGUGCGCGUCUCCGCCAGACAGACCGACAGAUAGAUAGAUAGAUAGAUAGACAGACAGACAGACAGACAGAUAACGUUAGACAGAUAGAUCCUAUGAGGUGCAUUUCAAGAUAUAUCGGACGGGACCUUUAAUCCCCCUGAGAGGAGAGAGGGGGGUCCACUCACUGCCGACUGGAGCAUGAUGGACCCCCUGACCGACACACGCGCGUCUCCGGGUGGGCGCAGCGUCACAGAAGCCGCCAGUGAGGACAAGGCGGACGUUCAGAAGCGCGGCUGCGGUAGAGAAGUGCCGACCGGCGGCAGCGACAUGGAGGAUCCGCUUGAGGACAAACUGAAAGGUCUGGCGUUCAGGAAACAAAUCUCGUACCGGAAAGCCAUCUCUCGGUCCGGUCUGCAGCAUUUGGGCCCAUCCCAGAACCCUUUCUCUACCCUGAGCAAUGGACCGGUCAAGGAGCUUCGCACCACGAUGGAUUGGAGCGAGAACGCUGUCAACGGGGACCACCUGUGGCUGGAGACCAACUGCUCUGGGGACCUGUGUUACCUGGGCGAGGAUACAUGCGUGGUCAAGAUUUCAAAGUCAGCACCCCGCAGGAAGUGCGCCGCCUGUAAGAUUGUGGUCCAUACGGCUUGCAUCGAGGAGCUUGACAAGAUUAACUUCCGUUGUAAACCCACAUUUAGAGAAGGCGGCUCUCGAUGCCUCCGAGAUCAGAACGUUUUGAGACAUCACUGGGUCCACCGACGGCGACAGGAGGGGAAGUGCCGACAAUGCGGCAAAAGUUUUCCACAGAAGUUCUUCCAUAAUAAGGAGAUUGUGGCCAUCAGCUGCUCGUGGUGCAAGCAGGCAUUCCACAACAAGGUGACAUGCUUCAUGCUCCAUCAGAUCGAGGAGCCGUGCUCUCUGGGAGCUCACGCGGGGGUCAUCAUCCCACCCUCAUGGAUUAUCAAAGUUAGGAAACCCCAGAGCUCCUUUAAAAACUCCACACGGAGGAAAAAACGGACGUCCUUCAAAAGAAGAACCAGCAAAAAGGGCACCGAUGAAUCGAAAUGGCGUCCGUUCAUGUUGAAACCGAUGCCCUCUCCUCUUAUGAAACCGGUGCUGGUGUUUGUCAACCCUAAAAGUGGAGGAAACCAGGGGACGAAGUUGUUGCAGAUGUUCAUGUGGAUUCUGAACCCUCGGCAGGUGUUUGAUCUGUCUCAGGGCGGACCGAGAGAAGCGUUGGAAUUGUACAGAAAAGUGCCAAAUCUUCGUAUCCUUGCCUGUGGGGGAGAUGGAACGGUGGGCUGGAUUCUGUCAGCCUUAGAUGAACUUCAGAUGAACCCGCAACCUCCUGUAGCUGUGCUUCCUCUCGGUACAGGAAAUGACCUCGCCAGGACACUCAACUGGGGAGGGGGUUACACAGACGAGCCCGUGUCCAAGAUCUUGUGUCAGGUGGAGGACGGUACUGUGGUCCAGUUGGAUCGCUGGAAUCUUCAGGUAGAGCGAUCGUCUGUUCAGCCCGAGGACGGGUCACAGAAGCUUCCUCUGAACGUGUUCAAUAACUACUUCAGCCUCGGAUUUGAUGCACACGUCACUCUGGAGUUUCAUGAGUCAAGAGAAGCAAACCCCGAGAAAUUCAACAGUCGCUUCCGUAACAAGAUGUUCUAUGCAGGGGCGGCAUUCUCCGACUUUCUCCAGCGGAGCUCCAGGGACCUGUCCAAGCACGUCAGGGUGGUGUGCGAUGGCACAGACCUUACACUCAAGAUUCAGGAACAGAAGUUUCAGUGUAUCGUCUUCUUGAACAUACCCAGGUACUGUGCCGGUACCAUGCCCUGGGGUAACACGGGUGACCACCGAGAUUUUGAGCCCCAGAGGCACGACGACGGUUGCAUCGAGGUGAUCGGAUUCACCAUGGCUUCCCUGGCGGCGCUGCAGGUGGGCGGCCACGGUGAACGUCUGCAUCAGUGCAGGGAGGUGGUUCUCACCACGUUCAAGACGCUACCCGUGCAGGUGGACGGCGAGCCGUGCCGCCUGGCGCCCUCCACCCUCCGCAUAUCCCUGAGGAAUCAGGCCAACAUGGUGCAGAAAAGCAAGAGACGCACGUCUGUGCCUUUGCUGAACGACAUUCAGAAAGUGUGCGCAGCCGACCUGCGCCGCCUCUCUGCUCCCCCCGACUCCUUCUCUGUCCCGCAUGCAGUCCCCGACCGUCUGCGACUGCGCGUGAACCGUAUCAGCCUGCAGGAGUAUGAGAGCAUGCAGUUUGACAAAGAACGCCUUCGUGACAUCUCUACUCCGGUUGGCAUUGUGGUGGUGAGAGGCGACUGUGACCUAGAAACAUGUCGACUUUACAUUGACAGACUGCAGGAGGAUUUGCAUCAAGCGCCCUCUGCUGGCCACAGAGUACAUUACCAGGACGAGAGCACAGGCUUGCCGCUGCCUAGUUCAACACACAGGCUUUCACCAAGCUGGAGUUUCCUUGACUCUACAUCAGCUGACCGUGUUUAUCGCAUAGACAAGGCUCAGGAGCAUCUUCACUUCGUGACUGAAAUUUGUCAUGAUGAGGUGUUCAUCCUGGACCGCGAGGCCCCAGCGGUGAGCCGGCUACCUGGAAUGCCGGAUGUUGUUGUGGAACCCAGCUCAAGCAUUCCCCUCACCUCAGAGGAACAAGCUCUACUGUCAGCAGCUAUCAAAGGAGAGCUUACUACGGUGUCCAGCUCCUGCAGCGGCGGGGUCAGUCUGUUAGCACGGGACACGAUGGGCUGCACUGUUUUGCAUUUGGCCGCUCAACACGGUCACACUGACGUCGUGAGUUUCAUUCUAGAACAUGGUUCAAAGCUUAUGUUGGAUUUAACAGCGAAGGAAACAGGAGACACUGCUCUGCACAAAGCUGCUGCCCAGCAGCACCAUGAUGUGUGCAGACGCCUACUGGAGGCCGGGGCUUCCCUCCGGCCAAACUUCCUGGGAAAAACGCCUAAGGAUUACGCCCUGGAUGCUGGGAACAUCGAGCUGGCGUCCCUUCUGGAGAGCCAGACGUCGGAUCAGCCCGUGGCACAUGAAGAUCUUGAGACGGCUGUAUGAAUGGGUUUUACUGCACCCGGUGUUGUAUUUGUACCCACAGACGGGUCUGCCAGCGCUCCUCCGAGCAUUAGAGAGCACGCUCUUGCUCGCAGAGAGAGAACAAGAGAGCGUGAAGGAGAAAUACAGAUGGAAAGAGGAACGGCUAUGGAGACGACUCGGGUCGCUUCUCUAGAUGAAGAAAGUCUAGGAAACGUCUAGCUGUUGUUUUCCACUAAUGUCACUGUGGAGUUUAGAAUGUUUUAUUUUUGGGGGGAGUGGCUUUGUUCUAGGAUUUUAUUUAUUUAUUACUCUUAUUUAUUGAACUAUUUAUUCAUUGAUGGGUUUGGUUUUAUUCUCAAAAAGCCUGCGCCUGUUGUUUGCCAACACGGAUCACAGGUUAGUUUUUAGAGAAACGCUUGCGAGUGAACUUUGUGUGCCAAAGACGCACGGGACGCUGAGGAUGUUGUUAUGCUGUAGAAAUCAUUCCAGCAGAUCCUUGACAAACCCGAAGAGGUUUGUGUUCGUUUCAGGGGAAACUUCCUUCAUUUUUAGAUUUUAAACUCAUACCCCUGAAGCUGUUAACUCUUAAAUCUUCAUCACUGCAUAACAACUUUACACGUUGGGUUCUUUUGCAUUUGUGUGCCGUUACAGUGGUGUGAUUGUGAAAAUAUCUUAUAAAACUGAUGAAAGAUCUGAGCCAUAUUCAAUGCAAUAUGAAUGGAUGACAUUUGUGCAUUUCUCUAUUUUCUAUUACAUUACAUUAAUGUUUCAAGACGACGAAAUAAGUCUCUGGUGAAAGAAUGGGUGUGGUUUUCUCAUUGAUGGCAGCUUAUUGGUUUUUUGCUCCUUUGAAAUGCCAAGUUGCUGAUUGUAAAAAGACAGAAUGAACCAUGUAAAGACAAGUAAGAGUAUUUAAACACAAGAGUUCAGUGGCAUUUUCUCACACUCAUGUUAACAUUUCACAGUCCUUUAUCACGUCACGUCAGAAAUGACCGGACAAGCAUGACACAGCUGCCAUAGGAACACGCUGAGGCUUCGUGAGAUGAAUUUACAUAUGAGUGAUCUGUUGUGAAAUCUUGUAUUAUCACUUGAGAUUGUUUAGCAUUAUCGUGCAUGGAUUUUUGUUACCUCUCUGGAUGUUUCUUCUCCCCUAAUUAUAUAAGGAAAUGGCAUUAUUUCUAUUUUAAAGUAAUGAAAUAUGAAAAUCGUA
Molecule: messenger RNA, 4367 nt
Organism: Triplophysa dalaica
Lineage: Eukaryota; Metazoa; Chordata; Actinopteri; Cypriniformes; Nemacheilidae
Gene: dgki
Product: diacylglycerol kinase, iota
Exons: 33
Coding region: 302-3178 (958 amino acids)
Biological process (GO): intracellular signal transduction; lipid phosphorylation; regulation of synaptic transmission, glutamatergic
Cellular component (GO): nucleus
Molecular function (GO): ATP-dependent diacylglycerol kinase activity; protein binding
Source: RefSeq, a predicted model, not a curated record